AGGGCUGCCAUUGACCUCAACUAACGCCAGAGGCUUCUGACUGCAGCCGAGCACUGGUGGAGAGGCCGAUGCCGGCCUGAGAGUGGGAAGCGUGGGGCUGGGAGCCAGGGGCUUCCGCGCGGCGUGGCGUGGCCCUCUCAGGGCCGUUACGCGAUUUUCGCUCCCGCGGACAGCGCCUCUCAGACCACCCCCGAGGGACCCCGAGGACGCACUCGGGCCCCAGCGCGACGGUUCAAACGGGCCCGUGUGCGCCCCCGGGGUCCGCCGGCCCCUGCAGCGCUACCUGGGCGCAGAGCUGCGGAGGGUCUCCGUUCCUAGACGUCCUCCUACCCCGGGCGGCCUGAGUCCUCGCCAGCAUCCGCCCUCUCCCACCUCCCAUCCUUCCUGGAGCCGCCUCUCGGUUCCCGAGGGACAGUCCCGACCGCAAACCCACGUAGAGUAAGGAAUGUGGAAGGAACAGGCGACAGAAGUGGCAUACGCUCCUGCGUUAUCCCUCCGUCUCGCCACACCUUGUGCCUCCAUCUCUCCCCGUUUCCUUCCCUCUGUCUGUCAUCUGUCAUCCCCUGUCGCUCUAAGACCAGGAUUCCAGUUCGCCUAGUGAGGAAUCUCACUAGGGGAAUUUAUCGCAGCAUCAUAAAUUAACGGGUUCAUUUUGACUGAAAAAGCGAAGGAGUUUUUUCAGGCAGAAGACAAGUCUCGUCUGGUCGCGUCUCGUCUAUUUAUUGUCGCGGGGAAGCGGCGGCCGCCUCGCACCCGGAACAACAAAGCAAGGAAGACGGAGUCCGAGCCUCGGGGGCUCCUAGCAACGGGCCGGGGCGGGAGUUCCAUGGAGACUGGGGAGCGCGCCCGUCUCAUCCUCAUCCUUGUCCUCCAGCUUCUCCUUCGCAUCCGACGCAACCGGCAGCAGCGCUGCCGCCGCGUCCUCAGCCACCGCUCCCUCUUCCCACGGAUGUGAUCUUCGUGGUGGAAAGCUAAAUUUUAAAACCACCCCAAUGGAUGCAGACAGUGAUGUUGCAUUGGACAUUCUAAUUACAAAUGUAGUCUGUGUUUUUAGAACAAGAUGCCAUUUAAACUUAAGGAAGAUUGCUUUGGAAGGAGCAAAUGUAAUUUAUAAACGUGAUGUUGGAAAAGUAUUAAUGAAGCUUAGAAAACCUAGAAUUACAGCUACAAUUUGGUCCUCAGGAAAAAUUAUUUGCACUGGAGCAACAAGUGAAGAAGAAGCUAAAUUUGGUGCCAGACGCUUAGCCCGCAGUCUGCAGAAACUAGGUUUUCAGGUAAUAUUUACAGAUUUUAAGGUUGUUAAUGUUCUGGCAGUGUGUAACAUGCCAUUUGAAAUCCGUUUGCCAGAAUUCACAAAGAACAAUAGACCUCAUGCCAGUUAUGAACCUGAACUUCAUCCUGCUGUGUGCUAUCGGAUAAAAUCUCUAAGAGCUACGUUACAGAUUUUUUCGACAGGAAGUAUCACAGUAACAGGGCCCAAUGUAAAGGCUGUUGCUACUGCUGUGGAACAGAUUUACCCAUUUGUGUUUGAAAGCAGGAAAGAAAUUUUAUAAUUCACCACUUAAUUGGUUAGAAUCUCUAACUGAGCACCUUUUAAACCUGCUGCACAUUGGACUCAAAAGGAAAACUGGACCAACAGUAAUUGAGGAGAUAGACUCUUUUAUUCAUUCACGGCUACAGUGUAAGCUCCAGUCCCUUUGGAUUUUAUUCCAAACCUUGCUGUAAUAUAAAAGGAAGUUUACAAGACAUGACAUUGCUGCUUUUACAAAAGGACAUUCUAUUUAUUUUCGCAGUAAUUCUCAUGUCCCCAUAAGCAGAGCUGUCACAGUGUGCACUACCUUAGAUUGUUUUAUUGUUGUCAUUGUUAUUUUUUUCCAUUUUGAGCUAAUGUGUUUUAUUUGUGAAUAGUCUUUUACAUUUUUGUAUGCUGAAUAUGGGCACCAAAGAACCUGUAAAAGUUAUCUUUUUCAAUUGAAUGUGCACAAAUAAAAGUUUGGAAAAGAUCUCUCUUCAUAUCCAUUCUGUAACUUUUAUUCCCCAUUUUCUAUUUUAACAAAAAUUGUAUUCAUACUUUUUUUUAAAAUCUAUGCAAGCUUAAGACUUUGGCUAAAGUGUGUUGGCUUCUUUUUGAAGUGUAUUUUUUGUGUGUGUGUGUAUAUAUAUACAUAUAUAUGCGCCACAUGUGUAUAGUAUCUUUUAAUGCUCUGUUACCAAAUAACAAAUAGGAAUUUUUUUUUCUUGCAGAUUAGAAAUAAAAACGUGUAUAUAAACUCUAGAGAACCAGACUAGAAGUUUAUAGAUAAAGGAUAAUGUUUUAUGUUGCUAAUUUAAUAUGAUAGAAAAUGUUAAAUAACUUGUAAAGGUUAAGAAAUUGUAGUUUUAAGAAGAGAAACCUCUUACCCACUAGAUGGCCAUGAGAAAGAAGCUGUGAUGAAUGGUGCCUCAUUUGGAUCUUUGUUUUUCUGGAAAGACUCAACACCUGUAGUUGUAGAGAAGUGAUUGAGGUUCUUGACUUUAAUCUUGGGUUGGUGCCCAAGCCUAUACUAAGAGUCUUGUCAGAAGUUGGUAACAUGGAGAUGUUUUAACAAGAAGUGCCCACAAGCCGCCUCUGUGCCACAAUGUAAUUAUCAAAUAGCCCCUCUUGAAUUUGAAAGCCAUUUUGUGCGAUAUUGUCCUUCCCCUUGCUGUAUCUUAUUUAAUGGAGUUAAAGAGUGACUAUUCAGUAUAUGAGAUUGCUACUCUUAAAGUUAUAAUAAAUACGCAUUUAUGAAACAGUGUCUCUGGCUCACCCAGGAGCCCUGAUGUGGUAAUACAGGAUUAAGCGUAGUUGUGCCCUAUCACUUAGGUGUAGGAGUUUAGUGUAACCAACAGUGAUUAUACCUAGAAGUAAAGCUGAGUGGAGAGUCCAAUUAGCUUCUCAGGAGAAACUUAAUGGCGACAAUAUUUCAACACAAUGUUCCACAAAAACCUGUAUUUCCAAAAUGUUUUCAAAGCUUUGUGGAAAAGUUGCAACAUCCUAACCUCCAUAUAUAGUACAUUUUCCUUACCGUAUUAUAAAGUAAAUCUUGAAAACCUAGCUUAGGCACUGCACUGAACAACACUUAUUAUUUUUAUUUUUAUCUUUUUUCUUCUCAAUGCCUUCCCUAACCUGCUUCUUACUCCAAAGUGGAAGGCAAAGGCGAACUUACAUUUUUCUUUCUUAGGAAAGAUUUCAUUGGAAUUGUUAGACUUUUAUUUUUCCUUUUAAAAAAAAAAAAUGUUUAUUUCCUUUAUUUUAAGAUUCAGUAGGAUAGCCAAACUCAUAAAUAUAGAGAAUAAAAUUACAUGAAAGAGUUACAAGCUCACUGUUUUAAAGAUUUGACAUUUUCAUUUAGUUUUAAUUAACCGUAAUAAGUCACCUCCUGUUUUGCAAUGUUCACCAAAAAAAGAAAUGUAGAAUGGGGGAAAACAUGCUUAUAUAGCCAAGGUACAGAUCCAGAUGUUACAACCUUUUCAGUAUUCGCAUGACUUGAAAACUGUGCAGAUCAAUAGCUAAUCGAAGUGCUUUAUCUGAAGGGAGAGGGUAAAGACAGUGUGACCGGGUCUGUUUUCAGGGCUGCUGAGUGAGCCUCACCUAGCAGUGUCCAUGGGUAAUUCACUAACCUUAACAAAGAGGGGAAGAAGUGAGUGCUCUGAUGUCUUCUGCUGGCUCUCCAUAAGUACUGUAAAUUUUUUUUAUAAAUAAAAACUGUGAAUAUAUAUG
Messenger RNA from Macaca mulatta (Rhesus monkey), 3742 nucleotides. RefSeq names its product TATA-box binding protein like 1 (gene TBPL1). Gene Ontology annotation, biological process: DNA-templated transcription initiation. Gene Ontology annotation, molecular function: DNA binding. Lineage: Eukaryota; Metazoa; Chordata; Mammalia; Primates; Cercopithecidae. The record is from RefSeq and is a predicted model, not a curated record.